Molecule: messenger RNA, 2331 nt
Organism: Elgaria multicarinata webbii
Lineage: Eukaryota; Metazoa; Chordata; Lepidosauria; Squamata; Anguidae
Gene: KCNA7
Product: potassium voltage-gated channel subfamily A member 7
Exons: 2
Coding region: 571-2025 (484 amino acids)
Biological process (GO): potassium ion transmembrane transport; protein homooligomerization
Cellular component (GO): membrane; voltage-gated potassium channel complex
Molecular function (GO): protein binding; delayed rectifier potassium channel activity
Source: RefSeq, a predicted model, not a curated record
GAAACCUUGGACGCUGGCACUGCAAGGCAGGGGUGUUCUCAGAAAGGGGACAUAGAGAAGGGCAGUGAGGGAGGGGGGGGUUAGAUUGUGGGUCUAACCCCUUUGGAAAAAUCAAAGCAAAAUUUAAUGCAGUGGAACAAGGGGAACAGUUUAGGGGAGAUGGCACAUGGGGGUCACCGGCAGAAGACCGGCUUUAAGAGAACACAUUCAUGCCAAGGAGGAAAAGAGAUGGUGUGACGAACAGAAGGGAUCAGAAGCAGAGGAGAAGGAGGAGGAGAGAUUGGAGUCAGAAGCUAGAUCAGAUAUGUUUGAAGUUGGGAUUGAAACAGUGAAAGGAGAGAAAGGGGAACUAGGGUUGCAAGGAAGGAAGCGACAGAAGAUGUCAGUUGAGAUACAGAUAACAGUGUGAGUGGGCUGAUAUUGGAAAGUGUGCAGCAGAGAAUAGCUCAACCAAGACCUGGGGAAGCCAGAAACCAUUCUCUGGAGAAGGAGAGGACCUCAAGGGUGGGGUGAAGUUUGAAUCAUGGCUCCAUAUCUCAUCCCAGGAUCCCUGUAGCUGCCCGGCAAGCCAUGGAGAAACUAUUGCCACUGCCUGCAGGGGACAAUGAACCCAUUGUCCAUUGUAGGGGGCAUUCCCAGAAGGACUGCUGCGAGCGGGUGGUGAUCAAUGUUUCAGGCCUACGCUUCGAGACUCAAGUGAAGACUUUGCGCCAGUUCCCUGACACCCUACUGGGUGACCCGUGCCGCCGCCUGCGCUACUACGACCCACUGCGCAAUGAAUAUUUCUUUGACCGCAACCGGCCCUGCUUCGACUCCAUCCUGUAUUAUUACCAAUCGGGCGGGCGGCUCCGCCGGCCGGCCAACAUCCCCAUUGAUGUUUUCCUGGAGGAACUCAAGUUCUACCAGCUGGGGGAGGAAGCGCUCUCCAAAUUCCGUGAUGAUGAAGGUUUCAUGAAGGAAGAAUCGCAGCCCAUGCCUGACAGGGAGUUCCUCAAACAAGUCUGGCUGCUCUUUGAGCAUCCGGAAACUUCCCAGGCUGCCCGCAUCAUCGCAAUCAUCUCAGUGUUGGUCAUCCUCAUCUCCAUUGUGAUCUUCUGUCUGGAGACCCUGCCCGAGUUUCGAGAUGACAGGGACAUCUCAUUGCCGCUUGUCCACCAUCGUUUGAAUAGCAGCGGGCCGCACGCCCUGCCACCGUUGAAAUCCCAUGCAGAAGACCCCUUCUUCAUCGUAGAGACCAUUUGCAUCUGCUGGUUCUCCUUUGAGCUCUUAGUGCGGUUCAUGGCCUGCCCUAGUAAGCCAGCUUUCUUCAAAGACAUCAUGAACAUGAUUGAUUUUGUGGCCAUCAUCCCUUACUUCGUGGCCCUCGGCACUGAGUUUGCGCGCCAGCGUGGUGUGGGCCAGCCAGCCAUGUCGUUGGCGAUCCUCAGGGUCAUCCGGCUGGUGAGGGUCUUCCGAAUCUUCAAGCUCUCCAGGCACUCCAAAGGGCUGCAGAUCCUGGGGCAGACCCUCAAGGCCAGCAUGAGGGAACUUGGCUUGCUCAUCUUCUUCCUCUUCAUCGGAGUCAUCCUCUUCUCCAGUGCUGUCUACUUUGCUGAAGCCGACCAUGAUGACACAAACUUCACCAGCAUCCCUGCAGCCUUCUGGUGGGCAGUGGUCACCAUGACGACAGUGGGCUACGGCGACAUGUACCCUGAGACUGUCGGUGGCAAAAUUGUGGGUUCCCUGUGUGCCAUUGCUGGGGUGCUCACCAUCUCCCUCCCAGUGCCCGUCAUCGUCUCCAACUUCAGCUACUUCUACCACCGCGAGACAGAGUGUGAGGAUCAAGGCCAAUACACCCACAUUACUACCUGCUCAUACAGCCCACCGCCAUCCCCGGCCCCUGCUGCCAUCCGGGAGAAGGCUCACCAUGGGGAGAAACACCAUGAGGACUCAGCGCUAACGACGCCCAAUUCAGAAUUGCUAGAUGGCAUGGUGCCCAUGGGCAACUCGGAAGUGCCCAACAAACGUCUCGUGACCGAAGUGUGAGGACCCUGUCCAUCCAAGCAACUGAUCCCCACACCCUACCCUGACCUGAACUGACCUUCCCUGCAUCUCAGUGUCUUUAACUGGAAGGCUCUACAUAAUAAGACAAUUAGCCAAAGGACUGGUCUCUGAUUGGUCCUAAAACUCGAGAGAGCAUCAUAGGUUCUGAAAGAACAUUUCCCAUCCGUUUUGGAGAUUGGGCUGGAGAGACAGCUGCACUAAAUUUGGGAUAUGGCAAGUCACAGUGGGUCGUCACUGGCACAGACAUAUUCAGCAAGGGGGGUAGGGAAGGAGUCACAUGGACUAAGU